Carassius carassius (crucian carp) is the source of this 1152-nucleotide messenger RNA. RefSeq lists its product as uncharacterized. Bases 61 to 876 code for a protein of 271 amino acids. Gene Ontology annotation, cellular component: membrane. The record is from RefSeq and is a predicted model, not a curated record. The transcript is spliced from 8 exons. NCBI's taxonomy places the organism in Eukaryota, Metazoa, Chordata, Actinopteri, Cypriniformes, Cyprinidae. Gene Ontology annotation, biological process: cell adhesion.
UGUGACACUCACAGUGAAACACCCCCAAACCUCACACACUCUCACACACAGUCACACCACAUGCUCCAGGACCGUUCGCUCAGGAUGGCCACUCACAGAAAAUGCCACAAAGCGUCACAUAUAGCUUUCUUAAUCUGUCUUUUUGCUGCCUUAUUUCAAGCUGUGAUUUGUGAUGAAGUCCGUGGGGAUGGUGAUCCGUUCCUUCAAACAGCAAAGGUGCACAGCAAAGAGACGCCACAACCUGAGACCACUGAGCUGACUCCAGAACAGACCGACCCAAACCCAGCUGAAAAAAACAGUGGCAAUGUGGUCUGUGUGGAUAAAAUACCUGUGCGAUACAAAUAUGAUGUGCAGCUGAAACUAAAGUCCUCCUCCACAUGUGAAGAGACUAAAGUCAGGAUACAGAGUGUUCUAGAACAUCUCUGCAUUGAAGACUGCAAACUUGAAAUCUAUCAGAAAGACAAAACGGAUGAGGUCAUCGUUUAUGGAGACAGCAUUGAAACUGAUCCUGAAGGAAUGGCUGGGAAGUUCAACAACGACAACAUCACAGAUAAGGUGGAAGUAGAGGAGGCCGUUUUGGGCCAUCGCUCUAAAAUUGUCCUGAUCUCUCUUCUGAUAACGGGUUUGCUUCUUGCUGCUUUGCUAAUUGCUGGAUACCUUCUAAAGACGAAUCGGGGACAAUCGAAAGGGCUACGACUGGCUGAAGACUCCUUUCAAGUGGAUCAAGAGAUACAAGGCAACACACUGCUGUCUGUGGCUCCUCUGCCUCAACAGGAGCCUUUGGACAAGCCCAUCAUCAAUGGAGAGUCGCCAGAAUCUCCCCCCACCAAUGGACACUCCGCCACCCAGACACAAGUGGCCGAUACUCCGAUGUAAGCGACUCGGAGUCCACAUCAAUCCAUCGACCCAAACAUCAUGGGUUAUCAAGCGCAACAGCAUUAGGUGUGAAAAAAAAAAGAUGAGGUUGAGAAAAACAGUGAUGAAAGUACGAAAAGACUGAUUGCUAGACAGCCUUUAAAUGAAAGAACCAAAUCUGUUCCAGCUGAGCCUGAAAUGUUAGCUGAUGAAUAACAAUUCAGAAACCACAUCAGUUAUAUACAAACAUUUACACUUUUAAAUAUGUUUGGACUCCACCAGUGUUUUGACGCAUUC